This is a messenger RNA of Lingula anatina, 5527 nucleotides long. RefSeq lists its product as uncharacterized. Gene Ontology annotation, biological process: protein deubiquitination. Lineage: Eukaryota; Metazoa; Brachiopoda; Lingulata; Lingulida; Lingulidae. Gene Ontology annotation, molecular function: cysteine-type deubiquitinase activity. The record is from RefSeq and is a predicted model, not a curated record.
GAAUGACGGCUGCUGAGGACAACAAACUUGCUGUGGACCCGACACCUGAUGCACCAGAAACGUCACACCAGGGGUCACCACCAUCACCACUGACUCCAAACACUGCAAUACCGCUGCCGUAUUAUACCGAGUCAGUUAACACUGUAACUGUACCUAAAGCCCAGCAUAAUAACAGUCCAGACCCCAACAAUGAACCCCUGUCCAAGUCGCUGUACUUACCCCCCAGUGUGGAGCUGUUACCCUCCUACUACCCCCCGGGCCACCAGAGCAGCCCUCAGGCUCAGGGAGAGGGGAAGGACGCCUGCAGCAAGGAUGUAAAGGAUUCCAGUGCCACCCCGGGAGUGUGUGGUCUGCGUAACCUAGGCAACACCUGCUUCAUGAACUCGGGAUUGCAGUGUGUGCUCAGCAACCCCUACCUGGUCAAGUUCUUUGUGGAGAAUUAUGUCCAGGGAAAGAGUCUGACAGAGGACAAUACGCUGACAGGCAAGUUCUGUCAUCUCCUCCACAAAGUCUGGUGUGGACAGUUCUCAGGGAUAUACCCUCUGGACUUCAAGGAGAUCCUGGGCAUGUAUCAUCCUCAGUUCAGGGACUUCAGGCAGCAUGACUGCCAGGAAUUCCUGGCCCUUCUUCUCGACACACUGCAUGAACAGCUGAAUGUGGCGUCCCCACAGAACAAUACAACACGGGCUGCCAAGCUGUCCACAGAAGAGGGGGUGACAACUUCUAAUGCAGGGGCUGGAGUUGCCGUCAAUCAACAAAUCAAAUGCUCAAACGUAGACCCUGUUUCCAUGGAGACCAAUAUUGUCCAUGACACCAUGGAAACAGAGCCUGCUACCAUGGAUACCAUGGAAACAAAUACUGACCAAUCAUCAGAUGCAAUCAGAGAUGACCAAUCAGAUGUGACUGAUGCUGGCACCAAUCAGUCCGACUUGAUGACAGACAAUCAGUCGGACAUCACAGAGAUUGGGACGGAGGGUGACCAGCUGGACGCCAUGGUGGAGGAUACUGACCGCCUGGUGGCUGCCCACAGUCAGUCUCAGUCCCCAGUGGAUAGUCUUAGUCACCUUCAUUCCGAGGACAGCAAUCACUCAUCUGCCUCCCUGCAGAGCUCGGACUCUCACAAGCUCUUAGAGAACUCCUCGUACAGGAUGCAGGCAGUGCCGGAGGAUAUUAAAAAGAGGGCGCUGACGGAGAGUCCGUCUCUGGAUCCGAAAUCUGUGACCAUGAUUACGGAUCCAUCUUUGUCUAACAAUAAACUGGAGAAAAACGUGAUCUCAAACAACAAAGCUCAUUCAAUCCGUCUCGUUGGUCUGGAAGAGAUGUACAUGAAGGACACGAAGACGAAAAACGUCAACGUGCUGGCUAAGGAGUUCAUGGUAGAGGAGGUGCAGACAGACAGCGAGAAGUUUGCCAAGCACGACAACCGACAGCACGAGCAGGAAAUGGCCCAGAAUACCCUGGACGAAGAGAUGAUGGAGGUAGAAAAACACACGCCGAAGAGGAUAAAAAUGACCAAUAUAUUUCGUGAUCUUGACGGAGAUGGUUACGCUCAGCAUAAUAAAGCAAACAACGAAGGUGAUGAUAACAGUAUUAAUAACAUUAAAAGGAUAAAAAUUGAGGAAGAGAGACACAAAGGGCACAAGACUAGACAAUUAAAACGCAAAGUCAUUACAGCCAAGAAUCCAACAAGAGACCUUGACCUUGAAAUGGACCAAUCAGAUCAGGGCUCUCCAAUGGCUUCAGAAGAAGGAGCAUGGGGCGUCUCCCCCGAGGAGGCUAGCAAUUCUGACCAUGUGAUAGGGACAGAUUUGAAAAACACAGUGGCUUCUAAAAAUGAGUCACUAGAGCAUCAUCGCUAUGUUGAAGCGGCGGAAAAAUCGUGGAAGGAGUAUCUGAGUCAGAACAAGAGCGUGAUUGUGGACACAUUUCAGGGCCAAUUCAAGAGCACUGUGAUUUGUGAGGAGUGUCAGCAUAUAUCUGUGACCUUUGAACCCUUCAUGUACCUGUCUGUGCCCCUCCCCAGGGCAAUGGAGAGGCAGAUAAUUGUGACGUAUGUGGCCAGCGAGAGCAAACACCCAGUACGCUAUUGUUUGACGCUGUUCAAAGGCGACUGUAUUAGGAAGCUGAAGGAGGGGCUGAGGACUAUGAUUGGCUUAGAUGAGUCAUGUGAUCUCAUAAUUGCUGAGGUGCUGGAAAAUCAUGUCGCAAGAAUUGUGGAUGAGAACACAAUGCUGCGCUAUUUAAAUGACCACAACAGGAAGGUGUACGCCUUCGAGAUGCCACCAGCCCCACAGUUUGAUGACAUAAGCACAGAAAACAAUGACAUCAGCACAGAAACUGGUGAUGUCACCCCGGUCAUGAACAACACAGCCCCACUGAGAGCUGGUGUCUCUAUGGCUGGUUGCAGCAGUGGCGGAGGCGAUGUGUUUGCUAACAUGGGUUACUGGGGACUACAGGCGCCCCAUAAUAAAGCCAGUGCUGCCCAGGGCAGGGCUCCGAGUGAGGACUCGUCCGAUGUUCGAUGGGAUGAUCCUAUUCCGUCCACCUCUACGGCAUACAGGGAAAGUGAUGUAAGGGACAACAGUGCAGUGAAUAAGGGUACGGACUCAGAUUUGUGGCCAACCACAGAGGAGUCGAAGCCACUAAAUUGGGACCCUGAUGACAUAGAGAAUCAGAAUUAUUUCUCACCCUCAGGAACAGUGAGUGGGGGAGGGGUGUGGCAGGGUAGCCAGGGAGACUUGGACGGAGACAGUAAAGACAUGGAAGGAGGGCCAUCAUUGGACUCUGGGUUCGGACUGCAGAGGAAUCCACUAGAUGUCACCAGUGAUGCCAUCUGGGGAGCAUUUCCGUCUUCUGCCACGGGAGCGGGGGAUGACAGCAAUGCCACUUGGGGUAGUGAUGACAACAACUCGCGCAGCGGCGACUUCUCGUCUGGUCCUGACGUUUGGAAAGGUUCUGCCAGCCCCGAAGACUGUAGAAAUUGCGGCGAUUCCGUUGAUAACGACAGCUUGGCACCCAAGACGAGCUGUAUUAAUCUGUCCACGCAGCAGUGGAAGACUUGUGCAAUCUGCCUGGAGGAAAUGGUAGACUCAGAAUUACUGGUUCACCUCAGCUGUGGGGGAACUCUGUGUCAACCUUGUCUAGAGAUGUCAUUCAAACAUUAUGGGGAAGCAGCUCUGAAUUGUCCAGUGUGUUCCUGUGCUGUGAAACCUGCGGAAGAUUUUGUUGUGCUGAGCAGUGUAGGAGACGGAGGACCUAACGUUAGGAUCCUCUCUAUGCCUGUGUUGUACAGAUACGACCAGGUUGACCCCAGUGACGGGGAGGUCAAAAUGACCCUAUUUGGUCACCCUAACAUCCUGUAUGUCCCCAGUGACCUCACCGCUGACCGUCUCUAUGAUUUGGUGGACAGGACAGCUCCCUUCAUUGGGACCUAUUCUUUGUUGCUUACAGAUGGACAGGGCUACCGUUGUGCACGCUGCAUGUUUACUGACCACUGUCGUGGUUGUGAGAUCCCCCGUGAGGGGGAGGUCCACUUCGCUCCCAGUGACCACCUGGCCGUGAGGUACACCGAGAUCUCCCAGGACCAACUGGACACUGCCCUGCACUGCCUUGACCACAAAUCCAUGGAGCUGCUACGACCUAACAGGCCUUUAACACUGUUUGAAUGCUUUGAGGCUUUUACUGAGAGUGAAGUCCUUGAUGAACACAAUCCCUGGUUUUGUCCCUGCUGCAAAAGAAAUCAGUGUGCCAGAAAAUCCAUGACAGUGUGGAGUCUCCCGGAUACUUUGGUGGUCUAUCUAAAAAGGUUUGUGUUCCACGAACGAACCAGCACAAAGAUAGACACCAAGGUCUCCUUUCCAGUGGAGGACCUUGACCUGUCCACUUUUAUCUCAGGACCACAGACACAUGAUCUGACCUUUGAUCUCCACGCCUGUGUUUGCCAUUUUGGAGGUGUGACAGCAGGGCACUACACAGCCUACAGCAAGCACCCUCAGCUGAACAGGUGGUCUUACUACAAUGAUGAACUGGUCACAGAGCAGAGGCCCACUGAGGAUGACUACAGCAAUGCUUACAUCCUGUUCUACCAGAGGAAAGGCACUCUCGUCAACUUCCGUAAGCCAGUGCCUCCCCCUCUGACACUGGUAACGAGCAAGGUCGGCCCAGAUCUUCAGAUGGUGCCGUAUCAGCCAAUCACCCAGGAGACCAUCAGCCGAAUACUGGAUGACUUGGCAAGAGAUGGACAGAAACGAGAUGACGCCAGACCCAAGGACGUCGGGACCAGCACAGAUGAUCUGGGCAGCGAGCGAGGCAGUAAAGACGCAGUGGUCGGAGAUGAUAGGCCAGGAAGAGGUAUUGCUGCAGGAAGCGAUUCAAGGACCAAGACUGGUGGUGGCACCUAUGGGGAAGGUGAUGCUGAGCCAGUAGGGGGCGGUGCUGUAGAAGGCUUAGAGUGAAUGAGAAAGACGAAUGACUCAAAUUGUAAUGGGUAAAAAGGUUGACAGUGGAGAAGGAAAAAUUCUCACAGACUGAAAAAAUGAAGAAAAAAUGGCUGGGUUUUUGGAUUUAUCUCAAUCAAAAAUUGUGACUUGGGUAAAAAUGAAAAAUGUGGAAACUCUGUCAGAAUUCUGGAUAUACAGCUCGGGUGCUAUGAUGUAAGAUAUGGCUCAUUAUUGAGAUUACAGUUGGUUCAGGUGCUUUGAAGUGACAGAAAAGUGAUGUGUACUCAUUGGUAGAAUACACAGAUGUUUACUGAAGAAGAGACCCACACAUUCAGUAAUACUGGGACCUGUUUCACAAAUCGUUUAAAAGUCAAUUUUGGGGGCUAAAAUCAUUUUCUUACUACUAACACUGGGUUGUCUUUGUUGCGUUUCCAAAAAAAUUUAGUAAUCUCAUUAUAAUUCAGUCUUUCAGCUGAGCCCUUGCAGCAAAUUAGGAUCGUCUCAACAAAAGCUGACAAAAGAUCAUUAGCUAUAUAUUAAUGUUCCAUCAUGAACCUUACAUAGUCGGCUAUCAUGGUUGAGCAGUCUAAGCUUGAGCCAAGAACUUCAGACUUGUGAAACAGGCUCCCCCUGGUGGCAUACUGGUAUGAUAAUAAUGACAUCUCUGUUUUAAGCUCAUUAUGACAGCAGGCAUCCCAUUUUGACUGUUUCUUUCUUUCUGUGUUUGAAAAGGGUAUGCCCAGGAUGUGACCCAAACACACGUGCACGCACACAUGCACGCACACAAACAAACACAAACAAACACAUACACACACAGGCAUGUCUUGUGGUUAAGUAUGCCCAGUGAUAUGGGAAUGUUUAAAAUUCUGAAGCAACACAGAGUGUAGUAUGUGAGAAUAUAUGUAUGUAUGUAUGUAAAUUCUUGAAUUGAUGCACUUAUUUUCAAGUUUCACAUUGUAGUGCUGAGAGCAAUUGUACAGUAUAACUUUCCAGUAUUACAUGGGUUCUGAAUAUUGUGAUGGAUUUUGGCAGUAAAUUCUAGAAGAAGAUAGAUUUGUCACAGGGACUUUCCCUGACUAAAAGUCUCA